Molecule: messenger RNA, 3966 nt
Organism: Tetrahymena thermophila SB210
Lineage: Eukaryota; Ciliophora; Oligohymenophorea; Hymenostomatida; Tetrahymenidae
Product: transporter family ABC domain protein
Exons: 11
Biological process (GO): transmembrane transport; lipid transport
Cellular component (GO): intracellular membrane-bounded organelle; membrane
Molecular function (GO): lipid carrier activity; ATP binding; ATP hydrolysis activity
Source: RefSeq, a predicted model, not a curated record
AUGCUUGAUUAAAUAAGAGUAGUUUUUCUAAAAAACUAUAUUGUCUUAGUUAGAUCCAAGGUUUUUAUUCAAAGCAUAUAUGUACCCAUUCUUUGUACACUAUUUUCAUGCUUAGCUUAAAAUGUAGAUAGCCUUGCUGGAUUAAAAACUCUUUGGCCAAUGUAUUAAUGCAUGUCUAUCAAUGGAUAUAUUAGAUAUGCAUCGAUGGAAAUAGUACAAGAAAAAAAAGACUAACAGAGAGAAAAUCAAAAAAUUAUGGGCUUGACCCACUGGAAUUACAUGAUGGGAUAACUACUCUUUAGUACUUGCAUUUGCGUAAUAAUUGGUAUCUUUUAUUACACAGCAUGCUCUAUUGGUGGAGUUUAUGAGGGUAUCAAUUUUAUGAAAGGCAUUAUUUUAUAUAUAGCUUUUGUAAUUGCAAUGGUUUGUAAAUUAUAUUUUUUGACCUCCUUCUUCACUAGCCAGAAACUUGCUUCAGAUAUAAUAUCUUUAGUCAAUUUAUUCUUUAGCUUUGUGUAUAUCUUUGUCCUCUUAUCUGACGUUCGUAAUGAUAAAAUAUUCAUUAUUUUACUUUCACUCGCUCCAUAAGCAGCUUUAACUCUUGGCUUAAUGGGUGAUGGUUGGAGCAUAUUGAACAAAUUAUCAAUUAGUUUUGUAAACUUUUCAGUGGAUGAAGCCAUUCUUGUUUUACUUUUCGAUAUUGCUGUUUAUCUCUUACUUUAUCUCUACUUAGAUUAAAUUUGGCCAAACGAAUAUGGAACUUAAAAAAGCCCACUCUUCAUAUUUCAAUCGAUUAAGAAAUUAUGUUGCAAAUAACAAAGCUAGAGUUAACAAUAGCAAAAUGCAACAGUAGAAUAUGUUGAAUUUAAUGAUUUAGAAUUAGCUUCUUAAAACUUUGAUAGAGAGGCUCCUCUCUAAUAAUAAGUUGCAGGUGUUUUAAAUUAAGUUGAAGAUAAAAGCAGUGCUUUAUAUCAUCAAUAAAUAGAUACAUCUAAUCUUGUAAAGAGUUUGCAAAUUUCAAACCUGACAAAGCAUUUCCAUGGUUAUUAUGCUGUCAAAUAAUUAACACUAAGUUUAUAUGAGGGUUAAAUCUUUUGUCUUUUAGGACACAAUGGUGCAGGAAAAACAACAACAAUAAAUCUUAUUACUGGUAUGAUUCAAAAAUCACAUGGUUAAGUUACUAUGAAUGGAUUAGAUCUUGACAAGGAUUUAGAUGAAAUUAGAAGAAGUAUUGGAUUAUGCAGUUAAAAGAAUAUUCUGUAUGACAAUCUAACUGUGGAAGAUCAUUUGUGGUUUUAUGCUAGAAUAAAAUUGAUUCCAGACUAAAUUAUUUAAGAAGACAUUUAAAAUAUAAUAAGCAAAUGUAAUCUUCAUAAUGAAAGAUUUAAAUAUGCAUAACACCUCUCAGGAGGUAAUAAGCGUAAAUUAUGCUUAGCAAUUGCAUUAAUUGGAAAGUCCAAAUUUAUUUUCUUGGAUGAACCUACUUCUGGUGUAGAUGUUAUAACAAGAAGAUAAAUUUGGGAUAUUCUAAGAGAAGUUAAAAAUGAAGGGAGAAUAAUUAUCCUAACUACUCAUCAUUUAGAAGAAGCAGAGGCUUUAGCUGAUAGAAUAGGAAUUAUGGCUUAAGGUUAGUUGCUAUGCUUAGGAACAGUCGAUUACAUAAUUCAUAAAUUUGGAGUAGGCUAUUUCUUGAAAGUAUAAAGUAAAAGUGAAAAUGAAACAGAAAUAAAUCAAUUCAUCCAAAAAAAAGCUUAAUUAGAGUCUAUUGUUAAACAUUAUAUUCCAAAUUGCUAAAAGGAUCCUUAGACAUAGGAGUAAAGUUUAAAGUUUUUGCUACCAUUUAGUAGCACUAGUUAAUUCAGUGAUUUAUUCAAAUAACUUGAAUCUGACAGAGAUAUAAUGAUAAAUUUGCAAAUAAACUCCUUAGAAGAUGUUUUCGUAAGUAUUGGGACAGAUGAAUAAAGAUAUUUCAAUUUGGAAUAGCAGUAACAGUAAUAAUAAAGAUAAAACGAUAUUGGUUACUCUGAUUUUUCUAACAUUUAAAUUCCUGAAUUUCUUAAAGACGAACCAUUUUUCUCUUUUUAAACUUAAACUUAAGUAAUUGCAAUUAGAAGAAUCAAAAUGCUAUUUAAGAACCCAGUCUAAAUUAUUUCUUACAUAUUUCCUUUUACUAUUAUUGGAAUCGGCUACUUUUUUGCUCACUAAGCCAAAGAUAGUUUUGAAGUUUUCUAAAUAUUUGUUACUAUAGCCAUUUGCUUUAUCUGCAACUCAACUGGAACCACAUUUAUCAUUGAGAGAGAAAAGAAUUUGCUAUACACUCUAAGAGUUAUGGGAUGCAAAUUAAUACCUUAUUGGUUUGGAACUUUUAUAAUUGACUUCAUCUUAGCUAUGUUUUACUUCUUAGUCGUAAUAAUAAUAGCCUAUUAUUGCAAUAUAAGAUCAGUAGUUGGUGAAAAUUUUUAACAUAUUUCAUACAAGUCUUUUGUAACAGUUUUUACUGGUGUAGCAACUUCUUAUUCUUACAGUUAUAUGUUUGAAAAAUCUUACACUGCCUAUAUGGCCUUCCCUUUAUUUUAGUUGUUUGUUAACUUUUACUUAGGACUAGCUUUUAUUCUCCUCAGUGCAAAGUUUUCUCCGUGUUAAAUUAUAAGCUAUGUAUUUUUCCCACUUGGAGUGAACAGCUUAGGGAUAGAUAAUUCAAAAGAUCCUGAGAGUAUGCCAGUUCUUUACUUUGGUUACAGUUCUUUGAACACUAUAGCUUUAAUUUCAAGUAUAUUACACUUGAUAUUUGCAAUGUAUCUAGAAAAAUCUUAAAUACUUUCCUAUUGUAAGAGGAAAAAUUAAUUCACUCCAAUUGUAUAGAUUUAAAGGGAUCCAGAUGUAAUUUAAGAAGAAUAGAGGUCCUCUUCUUAAAUCGAUCCAAUUACAGCAAGGAAUAUUAGUAAGUAAUACGACAAUUAGUACUUAGCUAUAAACGGAAUUAGUUUUGGUGUUUAAAAAAAAUAAAUAUUUGGCUUACUUGGUCCUAACGGAGCCGGUAAAACAACUACUUUUAAUAUACUUACUGCAAAGGAUAGUUCAUCUUCAGGAUAGGUUUUUGUCAACUAAGAAUAAGCAAUUUAAACUAAUGAAAAUGCAUGGUAAAAUGUAGGAAUCUGCUCUUAAUUUGAUAAUCUUUGGGAUGAUUUGACUGUUUAUGAUCACCUUGCCCUUUUUGCAUCUCUAAAGGGGCUAUAAGGAGAAAAAAGAGAAAGGGCAAUAAAGUACUUUACAUAAACUCUCCAGUUAGAAGCUUAUAUUGAUAGGAAAUCUGAAAUACUAUCAGGUGGUAAUAAAAGAAAAUUAUGUGUAGGAAUGGCAUUAAUUGGCUCACCUAAUGUUUAGUUUUUUGAUGAACCAUCUAGUGGAUUGGAUCCUAUUGCAAAAAGAUUCCUUUGGAAUACCUUAAAAUAAAAUCUUUAACUUAAAGAUGCAUCUAUCGUACUAACAACUCACUCAAUGAACGAAGCAGAGUCUCUAUGCUCUAAGAUAGGUAUUGUUGUUAAUGGAUAAUUCUAAUGUAUGGGAUCUCCUGAACAUUUAUCAAAUAAAUAUGGAUAAGGAUAUAGAUUAAAGCUAAUAAAGAAUCCUAAUUGUUUUUCUUAAGAGAUCGAUUCAAUAAUUUUAAAUUCUUUUUAAAAUGCAAUUAAAAUAAUUGAUUAAGAAAAAACACUUAUUUACUAAAUACCAACAUAAUAUUUUAUCUUUUCAAGAGUUUUCGAUCUUGUAGAAAAUAAUCUUAAAAAUAAAAUUGAAUAGUAUAGUAUACAUCACACUAAUUUAGAACAAAUAUUCUCAUAUUUUGCAACCUUCUAACAAUAAUUUAUUGAUCCACCUAUUUCUUAGUCUGAAGUUUAAGUCUGUAGUUGUGAGGGUAUGAAUGCACUACGUUGGUGUACAAUGUGUUGCUGUUGCUGUGUAUGGUGA